This is a messenger RNA of Chroicocephalus ridibundus (black-headed gull), 6777 nucleotides long. RefSeq names its product RALBP1 associated Eps domain containing 2 (gene REPS2). The record is from RefSeq and is a predicted model, not a curated record. The transcript has 18 exons. Lineage: Eukaryota; Metazoa; Chordata; Aves; Charadriiformes; Laridae. The coding region runs from base 88 to 2022 and encodes 644 amino acids. Gene Ontology annotation, molecular function: protein binding; molecular adaptor activity; calcium ion binding. Gene Ontology annotation, cellular component: cytoplasm; presynaptic membrane; intracellular vesicle. Gene Ontology annotation, biological process: clathrin-dependent synaptic vesicle endocytosis; endosomal transport.
AGCGCGGCACCGCCUCCCGCCCGUCCCCCCCCCUCCCCUCCCGGCGGCGCGGCUCCCGCUGCCCCGCUCCGCCUGCGCCGCCCCGCCAUGGAACAGGGGCCAGCGGGAGGGUCCGCCGCCGCCGCUGCUGCCGCCGCCGCCGGUACCGGGGGUUUGCUGCUGCCGCUGAGCGAGAGCGAGCAGCAGCGCUACUCCGAGCUCUUCUCGCGGUGCUGCCCGCCCCCCGAGGCGGCCGCCGGGGGCAGCAGCGUGGGCGAGCUGUUCCGGGCCUCGCAGCUGCCCCCGGACACGCUGCACCAGAUUACAGAAGUUUGUGGAGCCAAGCGCGUGGGUUAUUUUGGUCCCGCUCAAUUUUAUAUUGCUUUGAAGUUAAUUGCGGCAGCGCAGUCAGGGUUCCCAGUACGGAUUGAGAGCAUUAAGAAUGAAUUGCCUCUGCCGCGGUUUAUGGCGCUGAAAAAUGACAGUGAAGUACGUUACGGGACUCCAGCAGAACUCCAUGGAGUUAAAUUUCAGGUUCCACAUGCAACUUUGGAAAAAAAUUCCUACAAAAGAACAGACGAAGGGGACAAACAGGAACCCAAGUCUCCACCCAUGUCUCCGAUCUGCUCACCUCCUGCUUCUCCGUCCACUUACCAGAGAAUACCUUUAAGUUAUGGAUAUGGUAAAUCAAGAAGCGGGCUGGAGCAGCAGCAUGCAGCUCCUUACGAAGUCAGACACUCUGCUCACCAGCAAGACGGACCAUCAUCAGGGAAUUACGGACCCAAACCUGCACUCGCCUCUUCAACUCUUAAUCGGUCUCUUUCAGCGGAGCGGGAGCAGCCGGAGAGCAGCACCCACUACUCGGAUGACCCUUGGAGGAUAACGGAGGAGCAGCGAGACUACUACAUCAACCAGUUCAGGUCCCUGCAGCCCGACCUCAACUCCUUUAUUUCAGGUUCUGUGGCAAAGAAUUUCUUCACAAAAUCAAAGCUGCCCAUCCCAGAGCUUUCUCAUAUCUGGGAGCUGAGCGACGUGGAUUGCGACGGGGCACUGACACUCCCGGAGUUUUGUGCCGCUUUCCACCUUGUGGUUGCGAGGAAGAAUGGUUACCAGCUGCCGGAGACGCUGCCGGAGACGCUGCAGCCCGAGUACCUUCAAGCAGCUUCUCUGAAGCCCAUGCGUGACUGCGCACUGUUUGAUUCUUAUUCUGAGUCGUUGCCAGGCGGUCAGCAGGCUCGAGACUUCAGUCGGACGGAGAAGGCAUCAGCUGAAGAGGUACCUGAUAACUCUGCCCUGUUACAAGAUGCAAAGAAAGAGGACAAACAAGCUCUCAAAGUAAGCACUCCUCUCAAAACGAUACCAAAGGAAUUUCAGCACUUGACUGUGAAAACAGCUGCUCAGGAAUCUAAUGCACUCAGAGCCAGACCACGAUCCAGGUCUUAUUCUAGCACAUCAAUAGAAGAUGCUAUGAAAAAGGGAGAAGAGCCCCCUACUCCACCUCCAAGGCCACAGAAAUCACAUUCCAGAGCUUCCUCUUUGGAUCUGAACAAAAUAUUUCAACAGAACGCACAAGCUGUGAGGUCUGGCUGGCUGCCCCCACCACCGCCUGCAUUGCCCCCUCGACCUUCUGUGUCUCAGACAGAGCAAGUAUCUGAGGUUGAAUUACAUCCUCAGAUGAAUAGACCCCCAUCGCAGGCAGAAGAAAACAGUUCAGCAAAAAAGGAGGUUGUUCUCGCUCAGCCGCCCUCCAAACCCACCCGCAGGAAGCUCCGGACAGAGACGCAGGGGCUGGAGACCCCCGAGCUUUCUCCCACCAUAAGUGUGACUUCUUCCCUGCCAGCAGUCAAGCCUCACCUCCCAGUCCAAAAACAGUCUUCCAAGCAGAAAAGGGCUAUUCAGACCGCUAUACGAAAAAACAAAGAAGCCAAUGCUGUGCUUGCCAGGUUGAACAGUGAGCUCCAACAGCAGCUGAAGGAGGUUCACAAGGAGCGCAUUGCCUUGGAAACGCAGCUGGAGCAGCUACGUCCCGUCACCGUCUUGUGACCUCCCGCACUGCCGGCGAGAGCGGAGCCCGUGUCCUGAUAGCCUUGCCGAGGAGAGGAGGGCAGCGCGGCUGGGCAGGCUGUCUGCCGAGGUGGGGGCGGUGGGGUGGACCACCUUGUCGGGUCUCCCUUCACCUCGCUUGCAUGCCUCGGCCUCUGCAGGUAAAGAAGGUACAGAAAAAGAAUAAUCUGACUGCAGAGGGAUGCUUCGCCUUCUUUCCUCCCUCUUCCCAGCCUAAUGUGUAAAUGCCGUUUAUCACUGAAAUGAAUAACCUGAGAGUAUUUUAUUUAUGUAAAGAAUUCCUGAUUUAUACGCGUUCUGGCAGCACCUCCUGCCCCGGUCAUUAAGAGGUACAGCAUUCCUGAAUUCUUGCUUAAAUUUAAACCUCAUCCUCUGAGAUGGGCUUCUGGAUGUUGUUGGUUCCUGUAGGAUUGUAUCAUGAUAGAGUACCUGUGGGUUUAAUGUGCUACAAGAAUAAAACUCACUAGACGUACAGUCUUUAUCCGCAGUCACGUGUCAGAUGAUAAUUAUUUUCUUAGCACUGUUUAUUAUGCAAUCACGGAUGUAUUUUAAUGUUAGAGAGCUUGUAUUUUAUAAGUUCAAAUCAUAUCAGAGAACAGUAAAAAAUACUAAAAUUUAAUUAUUUUGGAAAUUACAAAAAAAAUAUAAUCUGUUUUUUGAGCUAUAACUGUUUCCUAUCACCAGUGUUUGAUCACUUGCUUGCAACUGCCAGUAUCUCUGCAUACUUGUAGCAUGUUUGAGAUCACUGGUUUGUAGCUUUUUUUUCUUCUUUUUUUUUUAAUCCACAGUGUAUUUCUAACAAGAGGUUAAAAAUGCCUUUGGGGCAUUUUUAUAAAAUCUGUUCUAUGUACAUUUGUAUUAGUCUGCUUUGUUUUCUUAAUAGCUGCUGAUUUGUUUUAAGGACGUGUACAAGAACUGUGUUUCCAAAAGAAGACAGAUAGCAAAAGUGCUAUAUAUGAGGUGAUAAAAUGUGUGAUGGAAAUAAUUGCCUCCUACAACGGGCUUUCUUUAAGGUUCCUUUGCACCUCGCUGGAGAUGCUACUGAUAGGGUGAAGCUGCUAAUACCCAUCUGCUUUCUAAAUGAAGAAGCAAAGAUUAAUUUUUUUUAACCUGCGUGUGACCCAGGGCCAGCUGAAUUCAGUGGGAAUUUUCCCAUGGAUGCAGUGGGUUUCGGUUUCACUCUCAUUUCUCGCAAUGGCAGACGGCUGACUAAUGUUGCUUUAUUUCUUGGGGGACUUCAGAAAUGACGAUAUCAGUCCUGCUCCCUCCGUGGGUGUGAUGUGUGCUUCGCUGCAAGGGAAUGUCACCUACCUGUUACCCAUCUUAAACGUGCCACUGCACCUGUUUCAUGCAUACCCUGUUGUUCAUUGACCUAAUAUAAGCGCACGCGUUUGCCUUGCGGAAGCGGCGCAGCAGUUUUUUACCAUUGUUGGUGUGCUGCUUUCUCUCUUGUAGCUGUAGGAUGGCCCUAGGGCUGAGAGGAAGGAGAGGAAGGGUUUGAAGCAGCUGGGUAGCCUGCUCUCAGGGUGCAUCGUGAACUGGCUGCAGUGGGGUAUCAGAGGACACCAGAGCAGCCGAAAGUUCUGUUGAGAGAUAAGACAGACAUCAACGGGAAUUUUUGAAGUGAUGAGGAAGCAGCCUGCUUUUGCUGAAAGGGAUGUGGAUGUGGGACGUGGAUCCAGAAGCCUGAAGGUGAAAGUAAGCAUUUGCAGAAUUGUUACUGAAAGCCUGUUUUUGUAACGCAUCGGUUUCGAUUCAACUAAGUACCGCUAUGUCAACAAGCAGCAACCCUUUCUCUGGAUUUGGGACUUCUUUUGUGCAGCUGUUGCAUAGCUGGGGGUCAGAGGGUCAUUCCUGGUCAGUGGCAAAAUACGAGAACUGCAAACUUUUCUGGGAAGCUGCAAAGCAGACGCUGCCCUCCUGCUAGUGGCGGGACUCUUCAGAAGUUAUCAUCUUUCAUUUCAUAACACUGAGUCAUUCCUGAGAUGAAGUACUCUUUCUUUCUUUGCUUUUUAGUUCUUGCAUUGUCAUUUGGUUAACAAACCCCUACUAGUCGAUAGAAAAUAAUCACAUGGCACCUUUUUUUUUUUUUAUCUUAUAGGUGAUUUUUAAGGAAAGCUUUUUAAUGAUGACAAAUAAAUGUGCACGUUGCAUUUUUAAGGCAGUGGAUGGCUUUCUCAUGUUUGAUAGGAGCUUCCUCUAGAAUAAUCCUCCAUUUAUUUCCCUUGGGUUAUUCAUGAAAUAGACGCUGUUCAAAGGUAGAGUGGAAAAGUCUGGUUUAUGUGUCUUUUUCAGAUGUCUCCCUUCUAACGUACAGAGGUUUUUUUCAUUCACUGGAAAUUAGGACUUGGUUGGUCAACGAUGAAAUAUUUUCUUAGUUGUUACUUUACCACAGAACUUAACAGAUUUAAAAUCUUACCAUCCUUGCAUUUUUUAGGGAUGCGACCAAAUACCCCACUCAGCUUCAAGAUGUAGGGUGUGAGUUGAUUUGUAUUGUGUUUGAUGAAGUUUUGGCUAUGAUGAUGAUACACUACUUCACCUGGAGAGUAAAGUGAAACAUUUAAGGAGAAAUGUUUGUGGGUUUUACAUACGAUGCAGGAAGUUAUUAUUCUUCCGUAUGUCUCAGUACUUAAGCAUUCAUGACAGCCCGUGUAGAAUGAAAAAGUGUUUCUGGUUUUUGGGGCCUGUUAGCAUUUUGAGAUGGAGAGGAGAAGGUAUCAUGAAGCCGUAAGACCGUGCUUCUGGCAGUUGCUCCAUGCAGCCACCCUUAUGGCUGCUAUUAACAGGCCAUGGCUGGUCAAAAUUCGCACCUAAAUCCAGUAUCACAGAUUUUCUCAAAAAAUAUUUUUCCUUUAGAAAAAUGUGGGUGCAGCGAAAUCAUCAUUUCUUGCAGAAACCUUUUACGUUCUGAAACUUUGGAUGGGAGAUGCUCCGAGCCCCAGGAGAGACCAUCGGGGUCAGCAAGGGAGACCUCACACGCAGUGUGCUCAGCGUCCAGGGCGCUUUCUUGAGCUAGGGGAGAGCAGUCAGCUUUAAGCCCCUGAUGUGCCUGACCCAGAGCAGCAACCAGGAACUGCCUGUCCCCACUCACAGCCUGACCAAGGAGCGAGAGCAGCUUCCCGUGCGGGAAGGUCUCACUCUUCUCAGUUCAUGGUUUCAGUAGGUAGUUAUGCAGAGCAGAACAUGCCCAGCAAGAGAGGGUACCUGGGAACAGGAGCUGGGGCAUGGCUUCCUUGCAUCAGUGAGGAUGUGCAGGCCAUGUGCCCCUUUCUAAGUCUUCAGUUUUCUGCAGCUAUUCCAGUUUGGACAAUUAAAUAUUUUUUCCAAGGACAAGACUAGGUAGAGCAGAGUAGGUCUUACACGAGCUUUUCCACAUCCCAGGUAAGGAUCUUCCUCAGUGGGGGCAUGUGUUACGUGUGUGUAAACCUGCACUCAUGGCUCUUCCUUUAGAUCGUGCGUUUCUUUAUGAAUCUCUUCAUGUUUCACACGAUACCUUCCUAUGAAGUAUGUGUUUCAAUACAUGCUAAUUCAGUGGUGAAAAACGCCCAGCUAAGUGUAGUGACUGGUUGCCUUUGUAGAUAAAGCCUUUUUUUUUUUUUUGAGACUUUAAAUAUAAAUAAUGACCUAGUAAUUAAGCAAGGCAAACAGUUUCCAUGUCAGGGGCAUUCCUUUUAACAAACUGCCUGUGAACAAACAUUAAUCCUUAAUGAUCAAUGUCCUUCUCCUAGUUAUUAAAUUUAUAGUAGGAUGCAGUGGAAACAUUACCACCUCUUUCCAGACAGUUCUUGGUUCUCUCUUCCAGAGAGAUGGAGCGAAAACAUCAGUGAUUAGUGGGUUCGGCCAUGUUAUUCCUAAAUUGGUGAACGUACUUUUUAACUCAAAAUAUUAUCUCCAGACUGUUUUUAUGUGCAUGGCAGUAGUUCUGCUGCUGGGAAUUCUGUAUCCACAUCGGGGAGAGGAACUUGUUUGCCUGUCACCCAGACAGUCACAGCUUGACACUGCCAGGGCUGACCGGCGCGGGGUGGUGACGACUUGGCACGGUAAAAGAACCCCAAAGGGAUGGUUGGGACUGGGAACCCUUCACAGGAAGCAUUUAGGAUUGGGCAUGAUGUGAAAAUUGCCUUUUGAUGGUGUGUAAGCUGCUUUCCUCCCAGCUGAGCUUCCAGAUGAGGAGAAGGAGAGCCUGAAAAGUUGCUAGCGAGGGAAGGAGGGCUGUCUGUUUCCCAGCACCGUCAGCCCUUCAGCACACACAGUCCUUGACAAGAGAAUACACGGGGUUGUAAGAGAAGGAAAAGAGGCCCUCGUGAAGCCACACCAUUUGUUGACUAAAGAGUAAAAGUAUUUUUUCAGGGGAAGAAAACCCCACCCAACAAACAAGCGAUGUGGUGCCUUUGAUGUAUUUUGAAGCUUUUUCCAGUUAUCUUCAUGAUAACAUGCUAUGAACAUACGCAUUGUGUUUUAUUCUGUUACUGAUUUUUUUAUAUCAAAAAAAUGGUAUUGCAAGCAUUAUCGUUGUUAAUCUAAAAAAAAAUACCCUGAGGCUAUUAUAUAUUUGAAUUCUAACUUAUAAAGUAGAUAGCCAGAUUUAAGCAAUUUGUUUUCACAGCUGCAGACUGUCCACGUGGUAAGCUGCAAAAUGUAUAGUGUUCUAUACUAUGCCCAUCUAAUUUUGGAAAAUGUAUGUGAUAUGGAGCUGGGUGCUACAUUAAAAUAAAAGCGUCCAAUAACUUCAAA